AUGUGGCUCAACAGCGCGCCGGGUGCUCUUCUCCUCGUUACGCCUCUGACCCGGUCCCUCUUCGAGCAUUCAUGUCUCGCAAACAACUACUAUGGCCAAGUCCUCGAUGGCAACCAAGUGAAGACGGUCUUCAUCCCAUCCGAGGCCUGCUUCGACGCUGUCGCAUCAGAGGCGUUCACAGAUACGGCUGCACUCAUGCAAGCUUCACAUCCUAUCCAACAACUCGUCUGGGUGGAGCAAGCCGCCGUAGACCCCGGCUUACUAGAGACCGCAGGCUACUUCGAAUUCGACAAUUUCAUGGAUCGGUUGAAGACAGUGGCCUUGGCUAAACGACAGCAAGAGCCCAUUAUUCCACCUUCUUCACCUAUGGAUACGGGAUACGAAGUGUUAUACCUCUCACAGACGGCCGCGUUGCUGUCUGUGAGUAGCGCUACUGCAAUGACGAUCGACACGCUUUUGCCGCGAUUCUGGAAGUCCACCCUACUCCCCACCUCCCCCGUAGACUUUAUAGAAGUACCAGAGGAGGCGUUAAAGCACGUCAAGAGCGUCUUAGCCACCCUCACCUUCAAUCCUGAAGUCGCCUCGAUUGUGGAGAGCAUUUCGGUUCCCCAGUUGAUCAACGAUAUUCGCUUUCUUACGGGAGAAGACGAGGUUUCUGGAAUUGUUUCCAGGCAUUCAUUCUCGGAAGGUUCGCGUGUUGCCGCCAAGUGGCUAAAGGCUCGUUUUGAGGACACUGGGGCGAGUUGCGAGUUACAGCCUUUCCUCUCUGGUUUCACUCCCAAUGUCGUCUGCUCGUAUCCUUCUGCUGUUGAGAGCAACAGCACGAUUAUCUACAGCGCCCAUUACGACAGCCGAGGCUCGUUUGGGAGUGUCCGUGCUCCAGGUGGGGAUGAUGACGGUUCGGGAACCAUUGCUAUUCUCGCACUAGCGCGCACAAUUGCGAGAAGAGGAAUCAAAUUCCAUAGCAAUGUUCAGCUCGUCGCAUUUGGGGGCGAAGAGCAGGGUUUAUUGGGUUCGCGAGCUUAUGCCCGUAAAUUGCGGGAGGCCAACACGAAUGUUACUUUAAUGAUUCAGGCUGACAUGUUAGGGUACCAUGCUCAAGACGAGCCUCCCCAAAUUGGCCUCCCUGCCAGCAUCGGAACUCCUGAGGUCGCCCAACUUGUUGCAAACAUCUCUACUUUGUACAGUCCCGAGUUACGAGUGGGUUAUACAGCUGCGUGCUGCAGUGACCAUCAGUCGUUCCAUGAGCAAGGCUUCCCUGCUACCCAGGUUUUCGAACGUGCCGGUCCAAUCGUGGACCCGAUGUACCACAAUAGCGGCGACUUGAGCGACCGUGAAGGUUACGAUUUUGGUCAAAUCAAAUCCAUUGCGAAGGUUCAGCUUGCUUCCCUUCUACACACUGCUGGAUACGAGGUUUCGGAAUAG
Molecule: messenger RNA, 1425 nt
Organism: Mycena indigotica
Lineage: Eukaryota; Fungi; Basidiomycota; Agaricomycetes; Agaricales; Mycenaceae
Product: Peptide hydrolase
Exons: 6
Coding region: 1-1425 (474 amino acids)
Biological process (GO): proteolysis
Molecular function (GO): metalloexopeptidase activity
Source: RefSeq, a predicted model, not a curated record